AUGUCUUUCACAGUGUGGUACACCAAGCCUGAUGGCAGGCAAGUGCCAAUCAAAAUGUCCAUCUGGGACGCCAUGAAGGGCGUCCCCGAUCCGAAGCCGAGAAAACCAAAAACGUGUUCAUGCUGCGGCAAGGCUCACGUCAAGGACAGGGGAAAGGAGGACAGCAAGUGUGAAGGAGAGAAAGAUGCCAAAGACACGGACAACAACGGCAAAAGCGGCAAUGUUGACACAUCAUCAAAAGACAAGAAGGAUGACUCUGAUCUUACCGAGGACGACCGGAUCUUGCUACGCAUGAAAGGCGAGAAUCCGCAAGCGCAGUGGAAGGAGAUCCUCGCCGUGACCACCAACUUCAAGAACGUGGGUGAGCUCAAGGCACGCUGGAAACAUAUCAGCCACCGACCCGAAGCGGACGACAAGAAUACCUCGAGCGAAGGCAAGAAGGAAAAGGCUCCAGACAAAGAGGAGAAAGCCAAGCGGAACCGCGAGGAAGGCUUGAGGAGGAGAGCGGAAAGGGAGGCUGCCAAAGCCAAGAAGGAAGAAGAGGAAAAGAAGGCAGAGGAGCAGAAACAAGACUGCACCGAGUCUGACAAGAAGGAUGAUGAGACAAAGGCGGACGAGAAAGCGAAGAAACCUGGCUCGUCACCGCACAGUCUGAAAGCAUGGGCCGACAACUACGACAAGAAAAAAUGGCAGAUUCUGGCCUCGAAGCACUAUGACAGGACGGGAGAGCGUAUCACGGCUGCCCAAGCCCGGAAGUUGGCUGAGGAGAAGUGA
This is a messenger RNA of Fonsecaea monophora, 774 nucleotides long. RefSeq lists its product as hypothetical. The transcript is spliced from 3 exons. Lineage: Eukaryota; Fungi; Ascomycota; Eurotiomycetes; Chaetothyriales; Herpotrichiellaceae. Bases 1 to 774 code for a protein of 257 amino acids. The record is from RefSeq and is a predicted model, not a curated record.